Molecule: messenger RNA, 888 nt
Organism: Kwoniella botswanensis
Lineage: Eukaryota; Fungi; Basidiomycota; Tremellomycetes; Tremellales; Cryptococcaceae
Exons: 4
Coding region: 1-888 (295 amino acids)
Biological process (GO): rRNA processing; ribosomal large subunit assembly
Cellular component (GO): nucleolus
Molecular function (GO): rRNA binding
Source: RefSeq, a predicted model, not a curated record
AUGGCCACCCUACUCAAGACAUCCACAGAGAUCCAACAGGGUAAAAACAAGAAAUCCAAAGAUAAUGCAACUGCUGGACCUAGCGAGGGGUACAAACCCAGAAAAGACAAGACCUUGAUGUUAUGUUCAAGAGGUGUCACACAACGUAUGCGACAUCUAAUGAGGGAUUUGGAAGUACUGUUACCCCAUACUAAGAAGGACUCAAAACUCGAUACCAAAUCGUCUUUACACCUAAUCAAUGAGCUCGCGGACCUUCACUCAUGUUCCAAUACCCUCUAUUUCGAAGCUAGGCGACACGAAGAUUUGUACUUAUGGAUCUCGAGGACACCUAAUGGACCAUCGAUCAAGUGUCAUGUACAGAAUAUACAUACGAUGGACGAGUUGAAGAUGACCGGAAAUUGUUUGAAAGGGUCAAGGGGUUUGGUGACUUUUGAUGGUGCUUGGGAUGGUGAUGAGAGUACCAAGUUGAUGAAGGAGGUUUUAACUCAUACCUUCAGUGUACCUAAAACCUCAAGGAGAUUAAAACCUUUUAUCGAUCAUAUCUUACUUUUCUCUUUGUUGGAUAACAAAAUCUGGUUUAGGAAUUAUCAAAUAAUUGAGAAAGACCCUCUCACUCCAUCCGGUCCACCCAUCCCAUCUCUCGUCGAGAUCGGUCCACGAUUUGUCUUGACCCCCAUCCGUAUUUUCGAAGGGUCGUUCGGUGGACCCACGCUAUACUCCAACCCGGAGUUUGUUUCUCCCGCAGCGACCAGGGCGAGCAUCAAGAGAGAGGCGGGACAGAAAUACCGAGUCAGGAAGGAAGGUGAGACUGAUAGGGAGGAGAGGAAGAAGAGGUUGAGAGAGGAGUUACCUGAAGACACAUUGAGUAGAAAGAAGGUCUUCGCGUAG